This is a messenger RNA of Agrilus planipennis (emerald ash borer), 516 nucleotides long. RefSeq lists its product as uncharacterized. The record is from RefSeq and is a predicted model, not a curated record. The coding region runs from base 1 to 516 and encodes 171 amino acids. NCBI's taxonomy places the organism in Eukaryota, Metazoa, Arthropoda, Insecta, Coleoptera, Buprestidae. The transcript has 2 exons.
AUGAGGAAUAACGGAUGCACACCUACUCACUCGGAUCUUUGCCUCUUCAUGUAUAGAGACGGGCUAACGUUUGUCCUAAUCUAUGCCGACGAUUUGAUUGUCGUCACCAAGGACCAACGCAGAGAGAAGCAGUUCAUCGACGCCGUCUUCAAGAGCUUUAAACUCAAGAACCUUGGCCAAGUCAGCUAUUGUCUGGCACCUACAACCCUGCGCCUACUCCUCCAUGAUCCUACUUUCGACGUGGAUGACACCAACGAGGAGCGGCCUUACCAAGAACUCAUCGAAGCUCUGAUGCACCUGGCUGUGGUAACUCGGUUCGACAUUGCCAACGCAGUUAGUGUACUCAGUCAAUUCAACAAAAACCAGUUCAAUGCACACUGGAUUGUUGCCCGUAUUCUGUGGUAUCUCCGAGGAACCAUCUGGGUUUGGGCCAACUGCACCAAGGACCGCAGGUCCUACACCGGCUACUGUUUCUUGCUCUCCGGAGCAGGCGGAACUUGGGAGGUCCUAUCUUAA